UCCGAAAGAGAUUUGAGGAAAUCUCCGCGACCUCUCUCCCCGCUCGCGCCGGCGAAAAAACCCUAAGGGUAGAGAAUCCAUGGACCCUCAGCCUGAACCAGUCAGCUACAUCUGCGGAGAUUGCGGGAUGGAGAACACGCUGAAGCCCGGGGACGUCAUCCAGUGCAGGGAGUGCGGCUACCGCAUCCUCUACAAGAAGCGAACCCGCCGAAUCAUUCAGUAUGAGGCCCGCUGAAAGAACUUGAGGAUUCGAGCUUUAAUUGCCGUACAGACUUCUUUGUCAUUGUGACUGGGGCACGCUGUAUGUCUUUGGAAGGUAGUCAUUAAAAAAAAAAAACAGAGAGGUAACUGCUAUGCAGUAAGCAUGUGUGAGUGCCAACUUGUCAAAGUGUGGAUAAUGUGGAUAUAUUUUUGGAGUCCCUAUUAAAUGUGUACUGUGACACCGGUAUGUUCUAAUUUUUUUCUCUGGUGGGAGCAGAUUUGUCUGUC
This is a messenger RNA of Syzygium oleosum, 489 nucleotides long. Its product is annotated as DNA-directed RNA polymerases II, IV and V subunit 12. The record is from RefSeq and is a predicted model, not a curated record. Gene Ontology annotation, biological process: DNA-templated transcription. Gene Ontology annotation, cellular component: RNA polymerase III complex; RNA polymerase I complex; RNA polymerase II, core complex. The transcript is spliced from 3 exons. Gene Ontology annotation, molecular function: DNA-directed RNA polymerase activity; zinc ion binding; DNA binding. Bases 80 to 235 code for a protein of 51 amino acids. Lineage: Eukaryota; Viridiplantae; Streptophyta; Magnoliopsida; Myrtales; Myrtaceae.